CAGAAACGUAGAGCAGCUGAAAGGAGAAGGGAGGAGAAGAGACAAGAGAGAGAGUGGGAGCAGGAGAACCAGAGGAGGUUUGAGCGAGAGCAGCAGCUCCAGACUAGGCCCAGCAACACUACCAUAGAACUCUGUUACUACGGCGAGGCAUGGCGCCAUGGAAGCGCAGAGUCGCCAUGAGCCAAGCCAACACUCAGCUGGCCAGGGCUCAUCACAGGCAGUCUCUCCUGAAACGGUGCAUCCUGUCCUGGCAGCAAGUAACAGGCGAGUCCCUGGCUCAGAAAUGGGCCUCUGCCAAACAACUGCAUCAACAUAUCCUGCUACGGAGGAGCCUGGGCAACUGGAAAAGGCUGAAGGACCACCGCAUGGUUGUAGAGGGGCGGGCCGACCGGUUCUGGCGCAUGCACACUCUGAGGAGGGCUCUGAUCGCGUUACUAGAUCACGUGACCCAGGAGAGGAUGGUGGAGUGGGACCGGGAGCAGCAGGCUCAGGGACACAGUGAUAGGCGGGUGGUGCGGAGUUGUUUCCAGGCCUGGAGACGGUAUCCAGGGUGGCUGCGUGAGGAGAGAGAGAGGGAAACCAGGAGGGAGAAGCUGAGACGCAGAGUGGCAGAGGUCCUACCUGACUUUCGCUCCUCUCCUCUGAACUGUCAAUGGGUACAAGCCCUGCUGUGACUCACAGAACACACACAGGCAGACAGACGGAAUACUUCAAUACACGAUAAUCCAGCAGAUGGGAGCCAGUAAAUGUGUCUUGUUGCUGGUGUAACAAGCACACACACACAGGCUGUUUGUCAUCCUUAAUGACCAGAGAAAGCUGGAUAUAACUUUAAUGAAGACCGUUUGGAAAACUUUUGUAACACCAAUGACUCGUUUAAAACUGAAGCGUAUGUUCAGGUUAUUGAAUUUGUUUUAUUUUGGGUAUCAUUGAAGUCACAGUUUGAUGUAAUUUGACAGAAGCUUGAAGGCAUCAAUAAGGAUUUCUUUUAAAGUAUAUCACCAUAA
This is a messenger RNA of Oncorhynchus tshawytscha (Chinook salmon), 1004 nucleotides long. RefSeq names its product coiled-coil domain-containing protein 191-like. The transcript has 5 exons. Gene Ontology annotation, molecular function: phosphatase binding. The record is from RefSeq and is a predicted model, not a curated record. NCBI's taxonomy places the organism in Eukaryota, Metazoa, Chordata, Actinopteri, Salmoniformes, Salmonidae. The coding region runs from base 150 to 674 and encodes 174 amino acids.